Gasterosteus aculeatus aculeatus (three-spined stickleback) is the source of this 3016-nucleotide messenger RNA. The record is from RefSeq and is a predicted model, not a curated record. NCBI's taxonomy places the organism in Eukaryota, Metazoa, Chordata, Actinopteri, Perciformes, Gasterosteidae.
UGGUCCUGAAAUCCGACGGAGCCAAAGGAGCGGAAUCCCGGGAGAGAAGUAGGAGACAACAACAACAACAACAACAACACAAUAACAAGAGCAACAGCUACUGCGACAGCACUUUACGCCAGACAACAAACUCACACACAACAGAACAACAAGAAUAAAAAGGAGAGCGCGGGGCGGUGCGCGUGGAAGCGGGGAAUUCUCGCAACGUGUGACGCGACGCGGAGGGGAAGCUCCCCGCUGCUACGGCUGAACUGCUGGAAUUUCUGAUUCCCUUCACUGCUCACUGCAGGCCCUCUUCUAAUUGACCAUGAAUAGGUACCACAAUUCCUCAAGUGCCCUAGCCCUCCUUGUCCUCCUGACAGGAGCUUCCUUCCUCCAUCUGUCCACCUCCAAGCCGAUUAACACCCCUGGAGUUAUCGAUAACCAUAGAUAUGCUACUCCUGCAAGAGACGAGGAGAGACGAUCAAUGCAGAAAGAAGAUUCAGAGGAAGAGGAGGAGCUCUUCAAAGAUGUGGAUCCCAAAAAACUAGCGGCGGUUUUACUUGAGGCACUGAAUCACUCAAGAGUAGAGCAAAGACAGCGGCAAGUGGAGCACGGUGGGAUGGAAGGAGAAAUGAAGAAUGAGAUGAGGGGUGUUAAAGAAGAAGAAGCUGACAGGUCAGUGAGAACAAUGGAGGGGGCAGACAGAGACCGAGAUGGACGACAGGAGUUGGAACUGCUGAUGGCCGCGCAGCAGAAAAAGAGGGAGAGAGAGGAGGAAGAGGAGAGGCAGAAAGCUCGAGCAGAAGAGGAGAGGAUGACAGAAAAGGUCUCUAGUCGAACUACAAGUCAGACAGUCCAGGUCCAAGCAGAGCGGCAGCCCGCUAGUCUGGAUGGAAGAGGGGAGACCGGCCGGGUUGCUGCGCCACAGCAGGGGCCAAACAUCCCUGAACAAGGCAGCAAUGAGGAGGAGGAGCAGCUCAGCCCAGAGGAGUUAAAGAACCUUGAGACCAUGAUGAAGGAGUUUCCUCGUUUGAACACGGCCACUAAGAGGGAGGAAGAUUCAGAGCAAAACCAGAGAGAGAGCAGAGGGUACAGCAGCUACAACGACAUCAUACCAAUCAACAAAGGCAACAACCUCGCCAUGUCUAAGAAGAAACUGAAAUGGCAGGAGGAGACGCAGAAAGGACUCAACUUCCCAACCUUCAGUAGAGGCAACUUCAUGAACGACUUUGAGGGCAAUAACAACGCUGGUAGCAAUGCAGCACCGUCACUGCCUCCUCCGGAGCAGGAGGUGAUUGCAGAUGAUGGACUGCAGGACGAGGAGGGAGAAGAAGAUGAGGAGGUGUUGAGUCCCGAGGAAGAGGAGGCUCAAGCCAAAGCAGAGCAGGAGGAGAUGAGGAGGCAGGCGGCCGAGGCACAAAGGGCCAAGAUGGAGGAGGAGAAGUUAGCCGAUAUUGCCUCUGACAUGCUGCUGCGCUACAUGGUCAAACAGAACAAUGGGAACAAGAAGUAUAGCUCGUCCCUGUCCAACGCUGCGGAGGACAAGAGGUCCAAUGAGGAACAGGAGGUGACAGAGGAGGACGAUAUCGAUCCGCAGACCAUCGACAAGCUGAUCGAGAUCUCCAACAAGCUGCACCUACCUGCUGACGACGUGGUUGACAUCAUCAGCGAUGUGGAAAAGAAGAAGAAGAAAGACGUGCCGCCCGAGAUGGCGUCUCAUUGGCAGCGACCUUCAACUCCGCUAGCUUCCCCAUUCUCCUCAUCCAAGGAUUUUUCAUCAUCGCAGAUUCCAAUCAGUCGAAAUGGCUUCCCCGUCUCCAAGCAGCCCUCCCCAGCUGUCAAUCUCCUCAAAACAUGGUUACAGAACAAAUCGCCAGCCAAGUUGCAAGAUGUCUGGAGCAAACCUGCAAAGCCUCUGGGCGCCAAUCAGAAUCGUUGGACCAGACCUCAGAAGCCUCAGCCAAUUAAACAGGACCUCUGGCUAAAAUCACCGAGGCCAGUUUGGACAGGCUACCCUUCUUACCCCCACACAUACCCGUCCUACUACCAGAGGAAGCAGUACCCGGACUUCUACCCAAUCUAUUUCCCCCCUCCGCCGAGACCCAAACCCCGUUACUACAUUCCUAAACCUGCUCUCACCCAUAACAACUUCCUUGAGAAUUCCAGGGAUGACAUCUACUCUUUUCCUCCCAGACGACGUUACCCCAGCUGGGUCCAACCUCGGCUUAGAACCCCCCCUGCGGUCCUCCACCAGAGGCCAUACUACACCGCCUACCAGUAUCAGCCAGCACUCAUCCCCAAACCUCGCUCCCCUCUUCGAAAGCCUGUGAUCCCAUCUCAGCAGAAAUAUUAUUACUCAGACCCGGCGGCAGCCGCAGCAACGGGGGAUGAAAAUUACUAUGCUGCUGGAAAGCAACCAGACAGCAGCAACCGUGACAAUCUGGAGAAAUACAUACAGCAAAUACUCAUGAAGAGGCCACUGUUGGACUGAAAGGGGGAUGAGCAAGCGAGAGAAUAGUGAAAGACGAGAGAUGGGCAGAAAAGUAUUUCUUCGUGAUCUUAUUUUGGUGGUGUUGGUUUUGUUUUACAUGUGUAACAAGCUCCUUUCUGCUAUUUGGUUUGGUUUUGAUUUGGACAAGGACAUUUAAGGAGGACUUUUUCCCAGAGCUAUGCCGGAUGACUUACAUAGGUAAAAGACAGAAAAGAUACACAUCUACAUUCCUCCUCCGUAUGGGAGUGGACACAGCACGAACCUGGCCUGUUGGAAAGCAGGGGAGAUUUGUAUCAUUCUACAAAUUUUCAUCCAAGCUUCCAGCAUCUUCUCUAUUUGGACAUUUUAAAAUGCCAAUAAAGGAGGACGCUUAAAUGUAUUGCUACCUGUACUUCAAAAAAUAUCUUAAGCAGCAAUGAAUGAUGGGAUACAUUUUGAGGCUCAAGGAGUUCUAUGGUCCAAACGCAGAGAGUAUGCGUGUGCUUAUCUAAGGCAGGGGAAUUCCAACAUUAUUUCAUAAACAUAUUCUUUCUGAAAAACAAA